This is a messenger RNA of Paramecium tetraurelia, 792 nucleotides long. RefSeq lists its product as uncharacterized. Lineage: Eukaryota; Ciliophora; Oligohymenophorea; Peniculida; Parameciidae. The transcript has 5 exons. Gene Ontology annotation, molecular function: protein-folding chaperone binding; Hsp90 protein binding. Gene Ontology annotation, cellular component: cytosol; nucleus. The record is from RefSeq and is a predicted model, not a curated record. Gene Ontology annotation, biological process: chaperone-mediated protein complex assembly; protein folding.
AUUUCGCAUACAGUGAAUUUGAGAUUCAAUAGAAUUAAAAUGAUUUAAUAUUAUAAACAGCUUCGCAUAGUAAUUUCUAGAAACUUUAAUAGAAAUUAUUAGAGUUUGAAAUAAUCUUUUAUAGAAAUAAAAUAAUUAAAUAUCAAAGUGAUGCAAAAGACAAUCUCACCUAUAGUGAAAUGGGCUUAAAGAAAGGACAAUGUGUUUUUGACAGUUGAAGUGAGAGAUUUGAAGGAUGAAAAAGUCGAGUUGACUACAAGUUCACUCAAAUUUUCAGCUAGUGCAGAGGGUGUUAAUUAUGUUUUUGAAAUUAACUUCUUCGCUGAUGUUGUUGUUGAAGAAAGUAAAUGGACCAAUUAUGGAUUGAAUGUCAGAUUCAUUUUAUCUAAGAAGGAUAAAACUGCUUCAUAUUGGACUAGAUUAAUUAAAGAGCCACAUAAAUUACAAUACUUAUAGGUCGAUUGGACUAAGUAUAUUGAUGAGGAUGAUGAAGCCGAAGAAGGAGGCAAGGGUUUGGAUGAUUGGGAUUAGAACAAAUUCCAAAAUUUCGAUUAAGGCGGUGCAGACGAAGAUGAUGAAGAGGCUGAAGAGGAAUAGCCUAAAGAGGGAAAUGUCGAUGAUUUAGAGAAUGAAGAGGAAGUCUAAAAAAAUGAUCAAGCACCAUAGGAAGGCGAAUAAGAGAAAUAAGCAGAGAGUAAUUGAUAAAGAUAUUAUAAUUAUGUUUAAAUAUGAAGAUGAAUGUGUUCUGUCAUUUAAUACUAUAAUAAAGGUUAAUUGUUAGUUCUUUCUGAA